Verruconis gallopava is the source of this 2754-nucleotide messenger RNA. RefSeq lists its product as uncharacterized. The record is from RefSeq and is a predicted model, not a curated record. The coding region runs from base 1260 to 2462 and encodes 400 amino acids. Lineage: Eukaryota; Fungi; Ascomycota; Dothideomycetes; Venturiales; Sympoventuriaceae. Gene Ontology annotation, molecular function: oxidoreductase activity. The transcript is spliced from 2 exons.
UUUCUACUCAGUGGUCAGCAUACAGUACGAUGUCUGCUUUGAGCGCGCAGACAUACGAGCAAGUUCAAGCGCAUGGCCCGAAGUAUCGCUAAACGAGUUGCAGGGCUAGUGUCACAAAAUACAUGUUGGUCGAUUUGUUUGAGGAUAAUCCAACCAAGAUCUAGCGACCGUGCCGACUUUGCUGCUGUCCAGCCAUCAACCACAGCACGUAUGGCGAUGUCGAUGUCAGCUGGCAGUGAAAUCUGGGUUUCCUGGCGCAAUGCCUCGACGGCUUUCUCGAGAGCGUUGUUCACUGAUUUCCACGUUGGCAGCUUCACUGGAAAUCCCUGGGCAGGGCGAAGGUGCUCCGGAAAAUCGAAUCGCUGAGGGCUUGUGCUUCCAAACGAUCUUUGGGAAGAGGGUGCAGCUGGAUGUGAUGUUGGAUCAUGCAGUGUGUCUCCACUGGUGACGCUGCGCGGUUGUGGAAACACCUUCCCAUCAUCAUUCUCGCUUCCCGCAUCAGGCUGUGGACCUGGCGACAGCGAGAGGUUUUCGCCAACAAGUUUUCGAACAGCCUCAAGGGUACUUUUCAGCUUCCUAGUCUCCUCUUGCUGCUGCUCCAGCAUCAUCAUCACAUUCUGGAGUCGUUCGUCACCCUGACUCGUCUGAAGCGAGUCAACUAGACGCUCUAGCUCCUUGAUGCGUGCCUUUGUCUUUGCGCGCGCAUUACGUUGAGCGGCUCUGUCGAUACUGCGCCUCCGCUCAAUUUGCUCCUCAGUCAAGGCAUUUCUUUUUGGCAUGAUGAGCUUGCCGCGCGGCUCGUGGACAGGUAGCUGUGUCAGUUGAGGUUGUAGGCGUGUAAGUGCGGGCUUGAAACGCGGGGAUGCAUUUACACAGUGGAUCGUCGACAGGGGAAGAGGCCGCACCGCCUGCACUGGAAAGGUCGCGGAUGGAGGAAGCGAACUCGUCUCCAACGCGGGCGACUCUGGCUUGUCCUAUACUACCAACCAGCCGAGGCAGCGCAAUCCCAGCAUCCGAUGCCCUAACCAGCCAACGACCCCGACCGGAGCGCAGCGCCAACUACGCAGCCACUGUCAACCUCGCUGAAUCAUCUGCUCUGCAGAGGGAAGUCAGCAAGGUUGCCGUGUUUCUGCUCAGUCAGAAGAGCUGAUCUGGUCCCGGCAUGUGCAUGGCCACUCGACAGUACAUAAAGUGAAGUAGAAAUUGUGCGAAAACAAAAAUCUGGCCGAUGAUAGACUUCAGUCGUUUGAAUCUCCGUCAUGGAUGUCGUGGGCUAUUUUCAGAGCGCUCCUCGGUUGUGGAUCGCCUCUCUUCUGGUUGCGUACUUGAUCGCUGUCCGUGUGCUUCGGUACCAACGCAUUAAUAGACUGGAACGGAAAUAUGCGAAAUAUGUCGAGAAACCUUAUUCCAUGGACUAUCGGACCGCCCACGAGAUUGCCAAAUUACACAUGCUCGAUGAGCAAGUGUUUCUCAGUCUCCUGUCAACGCAGUGGGCCCUCAUUAAGACCUACAGCAUCGCACGCGGAACUAGAUUACUAGUGAAAACUAGGCAGAUCGGAAGCCUCAAGUGUGUUGGACGGCGCGCCGAAGACACUGGAGUUUUCCUCGCUGAGCUUAUUGCUGGCGACAUGGAUGAAAUUAGAUGGAUGGAAGCCCUGUCAAAAGUUAACUGGCUUCAUAGUCGAUACAAGAACCAGAUCUCGAAGGGAGAAAUGCUUUCUACGCUUGCAUUCUUCAUUAUAGAGCCCAUAAAGUUUAUCAAUGCAUACGGCUGGCGGCCUCUGACCAAGAUGGAAGAGGUGUCCAGGUUUGUCUUCUGGAAGGAGAUCGGCCUUAGAAUGGGCAUGGAUAAUAUUCCCGAUACUUUGGAAGAGCUCGUCAAGUGGAAGGAGGAAUAUGAACAGAAAGAACAGAAGUUCUCGCCAGAUAACGUCAUCUGUACGAAAAAUACCAUGGAUCUCUUUCUAAGAAAUUUGCCGAAACCACUGCACGGAUUUAUGCUUGGAUUUGCCCAGUCGCUGAUGGAGCCGAGAUGUAGAAGAGCUUUAGGCUGGCCAGAUCCACCUGCUUGGAUUGAGUGGUUGGUACACAACGGACUGUGGUUUCGCGGCGUGCUAAUUAGACACUUCUUCCUUCCUCGUUUCACUUCUCCCCCUAAGUUGCCGGAGAAGGAUGCAGAAGGCCGUAUGUACCGAACUGUGUACGCUUUCGAGCCCUGGUAUAUGAAAACCGAUCCCUGGACACGUUUUAAGGUUUGGCUGGGGUCAGGAGGGAGGCUUCACGCAGGUGGCGAAUGGGGAAGUAAAGGCUUUACUUACGACGAAGUUGGUCCGCCAGAGCUGGCCAAGGCAUCUAAGAAGUCUACAUUAGCCCAAGCGGAGGCAAUGAUGGAGUACUCUAGGAAUGGUGUCUCUGGGUGUCCAUUCACCAAUGGCGGGGAGUUAGUGUGGGCCAACGAUUAGCUCUCAGCCAAGGUAAUCGACCGCGCUUCGUCUUGGAGCCUUUGAAAGAGCAGGAAAUGAAAGUUCAGAUUCGUUACACUAGACGCCCUUUCAGAGUAACUGGUUUACUCUGAAUCUUCUCACCUUGGCCGCGUAAGAAAGAUUGCACCACGGAUAGAAUGCAUACAUAAGCGAUCUUGACCCGUAAAAGGACGAAUGGCAUAGAUCUCAAAAUAAUAGCAAGUUUUGGACGAAAAGGAAUAUUUAAAGCUAUGAGGUUGUUAGUAUGACUAUGAAAGACAUAAAUUAAGAC